AUUAAAAAAAAAUGUCCCAAGAGUGAUUGAAAUUGGCACCCCAAAAGAAGACAAAAUAAAUACAAGUAAAUUAUACGGGGUAGACUAGGUGUUUAGUAAUUAAUAGUUAAUACUUAUAGUUUAAUCAUUGAAUGGAAUCUAUAUUCCCCUCAUUCACCAAGUAGCCGCAGCAGAGUAGAGAUAAUCAAUAAUCAAUGUCGUCACGCGAUGGGAAGAAACCGUCAAGGCAAACGUCCGGCAACCGUGCCGGUGGGAUUCGUACACUUUCCGAUCUGAAUCGUCCAUCCCGUCACGAUUCCGAUAGCGACUCCGAUGGUCCCCAAGAAUACUACACCGGUGGUGAAAAAAGUGGAAUGCUUGUUCAAGAUCCUUCAAAGCAUAAUGAUGUGGACGCCAUCUUUGACCGAGCUAGGCAAGUGGGUGCCACGCAAGGUCCUUUGGAAACCGGUGUCCCUAGUUCAAGCUUUACUGGAGCUGGGAGAACUCUUGCAGGGGAGACAGUACCAACAUCAGCUCCUCAACCGCCUGAGUCCAUCGUGCACAAUAUUAUCUUUUGGAGAAAUGGUUUCACUGUAAAUGAUGGCCCUUUGAGAAGGCUGGAUGAUCCUGAAAAUGCAUCUUUUCUGGAGAGUAUCACAAAGUCCGAAUGUCCAAGAGAGUUGGCUCCUGCAGAUAACAGGUCCCAGGUGCACUGCAACCUCAUAAGGAGGGAUGAGAACUGUCCUGAACCGGCAAAGCGCCAAGUUUCGUUUCAGGGUGUUGGAAGAACACUUGGAAGCAGCUCAACUCCAGCAACUUCUGAGCCAUCUGCUUCUGCUCCCACAAGCACAGCCCCUGCAGCUUCUACAAGUGUUCUGGAUGAAUCAUUGCCUUCAACCUCGCUUCAAAUUAGAUUAGCAGAUGGAACUCGCAUGGUUGCACACUUCAAUUUAGGCCAGACUGUUGGUGACGUCCGCUCCUACAUUGAUGCUUCAAGACCUAGUGACACCAGGGCCUAUCAACUACAAACAGUCGGAUUCCCUCCUAAAAUGCUGAGUGACCCAACCCAAACAAUUGAGCAAGCAGGACUGGCGAAUUCAGUCGUUAUACAAAAAUUUUAAUGAGCUGCCGAAACUAUUUCUUUUCAUUUAUUAUUACCGUACUGAUGCAGGAUAUUUUUAUAUGAUUUGCAACUGGGUAUUAUUUUUAAUCUUUGUGAAUCUAAAGUUGUAAGAAGAUGGCCAGUGUUGUUUAAAACCCAAAUUUCCUAAAGCCAUAUGUUGUGCCAGUGCCUAUUAAUUGUGUCAUGGUAUUGUCUUCAUCUCGUGUAAGAACAGUUGCUGUGUGGAAUGAAGUAGAAUGGUUUAUAUGA
This is a messenger RNA of Capsicum annuum, 1351 nucleotides long. Its product is annotated as plant UBX domain-containing protein 4. Gene Ontology annotation, cellular component: nucleus; cytosol. The record is from RefSeq and is a predicted model, not a curated record. Gene Ontology annotation, biological process: Golgi organization; autophagosome assembly; nuclear membrane reassembly. Gene Ontology annotation, molecular function: ubiquitin binding. The coding region runs from base 195 to 1100 and encodes 301 amino acids. The transcript is spliced from 4 exons. Lineage: Eukaryota; Viridiplantae; Streptophyta; Magnoliopsida; Solanales; Solanaceae.